This is a messenger RNA of Apus apus (common swift), 4787 nucleotides long. It is a transcript of the gene ARL15, whose product is annotated as ADP ribosylation factor like GTPase 15. NCBI's taxonomy places the organism in Eukaryota, Metazoa, Chordata, Aves, Apodiformes, Apodidae. Gene Ontology annotation, molecular function: GTPase activity; GTP binding. The record is from RefSeq and is a predicted model, not a curated record. Bases 328 to 1050 code for a protein of 240 amino acids. The transcript is spliced from 7 exons.
CCCGCGCGCGCAGGGCCGUUGCGGCGCGGUCAGGCGCGGUGCGGGGCCGUGCGGGGGCUCUGCCUGACAGCGCCGCCGGGGCCGCGCGGGCGCCCUCGCACCCUCCGCUGGCCCUCGGGGCGGCGGCGGCGGCGGCUGAGCCUUCCCCAGCCUCGCACCUUGCGGCGGCCGAGCCCCCCGCGCCGCCGAGGCCGGUGGGGCGGCGGCAGGAAGCUCCGCUCCCCCUGACGGCGGGACACCCGCCGGGCUAGCGCCGCUGCCAGCCGGGCGGGCGCCCGCGGCCCCGAAGAGCUGCUCGGCAUCGCGGCGCCCGGCGCCGGCCGGUACAUGGAUUACCUGAAAUUCAUAGUCCAUCCUCAGCAUCUGUCUGACUGCAGAAGACAGAAUUGUGGCAUCACAACAGAUUGGAAGUUGAGCGAGUUGAGGACUAUGUCUGAAUGUAUCCAGCUCUCAUUUGCUGUUUGUAGAAUUGGCAUUUACACGUGUUUUAGAGCACUUUGCUGCAAGGGACCGCCACCACCACGACCUGAAUAUGACUUGGUUUGCAUAGGCCUCUCUGGUUCUGGCAAGACAAGUCUUCUAUCACAGCUUUGCAGUGAAAGCCCAGAGAAUAUAGUGUCUACCACAGGUUUUAGUAUAAAAGCGGUGCCAUUCCAGAAUGCCAUCUUGAAUGUAAAAGAACUUGGAGGGGCUGACAAUAUCAGGAAAUACUGGAGUCGUUACUACCAAGGAUCCCAAGGGGUAAUAUUUGUAUUAGACAGUGCGUCCUCUGAAGAUGAACUAGAAACUGCUAGAAAUGAGCUGCACUCUGCUCUCCAGCACCCACAGUUAUGUACUUUGCCGUUUUUAAUACUGGCCAAUCAUCAAGACAAGCCAGCAGCUCGCUCCAUACAAGAGAUAAAAAAAUAUUUUGAACUUGAGCCACUUGCACGUGGAAAGCGCUGGAUUCUUAAACCCUGCUCCUUGGAUGAUAUGGAGGCAGUAAAAGACAGCUUCUCCCUUCUAAUAAACUUGCUAGAAGAGAGAGACUUCGAACCUUCAAGAAUGUGAAACACAAGGGAGAAGAGUGGUUCUCCAGGCAUCACUGUACCUGCACAUUCUGUUCACAGCUUAAUUGUGGCAUGGUAUCAAGGCUGUGCUGUGAUAUGUUGUUCAUACACAGUGCAGAAUGUCCUGUUGUCAAAAUAAAAGUUCUGUGAAUCAGGUACAUGACUAUUUCAAGUAAAGUUGUCUAAAAUAUGGAAAUAGGGAGAUCCUCUUUGUUUACCACUAUUUCUCCACACUGCAUGUUGCUUUCUUACAUUGUGAUCAUCCUUGAUAGAAAAUUCUACACGCACAAAAAUAACAUAGUUGGUAAAGGAGGACUACUUCUUUUUGCUACUUUGAUUUUCUAAAAGUAACUAAUGUCUUAAGGAUUUGUGAGACUAAAUUGUAUUAGAUUGUUUACUGACCCUGCAUUCUGGAAAGCACAGCCACUGACAACCUUAAUAGUAUACCUUAAAGGCAAGCAGUUUCAAGUUAAUGCAGAGGUUAGUCCUGAAGUUUUAGUAAGUGAAAACACAGUUGAUAACUUUGUUGAUUUCUUUUCUAAAGUCACUGCAUAACCUUGUUGAAGACAGAAACAUUAUUUUCCUAGAAGUUUACUGAAAGUUAAAUUAGCAAACAGAUGGAUGCGGAUAACCAUGUUCGGGAAAAAGAGGUGACAAGAACAGGUGGUCUAAGUAGCAGUAUUUUAAGGAAAUAUACAAAAAUUGGAUAAAGUAAUAAUUUUCAUUGAAAGUAGAUUUUCCCUAAGAGAAGUGAAGCAAAUUGCUGUUAAUUUAGCUGUGGAGUCUUUCUUAUUGGUUAGAGGUGUGACUGAUUUUUAAAAAGGAUUGCUUCCUUUAUCACUCACUCAUAGACUACUACUAUUACUGUCACGUUGCCAAGUCAUCUAUACCAUAAUUAAGGCCUUUGCAGUGUUUGUACUGUAAGAUCCUCUUUCCAAGGGAUUUUAACUUCUUUCAAGCUUCUUCUCAACUAGAUGUUACUUAGAAGACAGAAAGUAUUCACUGGAAACAACAUUUAUAAUAAAUUUGGAAAAAUCCCAUUUGUUUCCAGUAACACAGUGCAUAUUUCCUCUUUCCAAGUUUUCCCCAUUGUAGGUUUGCAGUUUUUUGGCUGCCUUUUGUUGAUUUUUGGAAACCUUAUAAACAGAUCUUGUCAAUUAAAGAAACAUGCCAGGUCACUGGUUCAAUGUGAAAUUAGUCACAACAGGGUAUGUGCAGAUCGGUCACUGGACCAGUGUUGUGCCUUGUGCAUUCAGCUACCCUUGUGCAUGAGUGUUUGCAAACACUAACUGUAGUGAUGUGUCAGUAGUUCCUCAUUGAUUCUGCUUGUGUUUUGAAACUUGUCACUCCUUUUUUCAGGGCUUUAAGCAACAUAUCCUUCCACUCUGAGCAUUUAUUUUUUGAGUUUGAAGUUUAUUGUAGUUUCUCACUAGUUUACUUGGGGAUAAGAAAACAGCAAGAAUCAGCUUUUAAAGGCUUAUAAAAGCCAUUUCGCUGUCACUUGCGAUUGUACUCUUUGUUAAAAAAAUGAAAUAGUUUUUUAAUUUACUUUUCAAUUUCAGCUGCUUUCUUGCAUUGCUCCCUUAGAAUUAUUUCUACCCAAAUGCAUGGCCUGACGAUCACUGUUUUAACUUACUUCCUGUUAUGAGAAAGAAGCUGGGAAAACUGGUAAGCUCCUUGUUUAAUUUGUGAUAGACUAGGCAGCAAGCUUGAAUGACAUCUCGAUUUUUGUUCUCUAUCCUGCAAGGCUAAUUUGCCUCUCUCCUAAUACCCUUUGAAAUACCAGAGAACUGGAAUUACUCAUUUUAAAACACAUAGAAGAGCCCUAUGUUGGUUCAGUUCUCUCUGCACUGUUUAGAUGGGACCCAGCUGCCCAUUGAUUUCUUUUGUGUGGGUUAAGGAGUCUCCUUUCCCUGGAUUUAAAAAGGAACUGGAUCUAAUUUACAGUUGCAAACUCUAUCUUAGCCAAUGUGAGCUUAAAUGCUACAGAAUCCUGAGAUUUCCACCAGGUCCCCAAAUUUCUGUCCUAUUUAGGGACAAUGACAAAUAAGAAAUGGUGGGGAGGAGUGAGAGAAUUAUUUCCUGGAGCAGGCAGACAGUUUGGGGAGGCAGAAAGAGGGAUUCAGAGCUUUUACAGCUUUUUCAUUGAGCAUUAGUUAGAACAGGAGAGAUGUUUUUUAUUUUUAUUUUUUUUUUAACUAUUUUUUCCCUUCUUUCCCAUGUUAAAGCUAUGGACCAAAGAUACAAGAAACGAAAAUAAGCCCAACUGUAUUACAUUCUUAAAACUGUACUUCUCUGUACUACCAGUGAAUCUGGUCCAAAAACUUAAGAGUUUUUGAGUUACACUUCAUGAUUUCCCAACUAUGCACUGUUGAAAGGUGCUACAUGACUAACAUGCAAAAGGCCCAGGUAGUCAGUGAGAGCAUGGCUUUGGCAUAUGUCAGUGUCCUCUUAGACUAGGACCUUUUGAUGGUUAGUGCUUUUUCUUUAGGAAAAUGCCAACUGCAAAGGAGCAGCAAGGUUUUUUUCAGAAUUAUUUUGAAUAUGCUUUUUCUUACUAAUACAGUGAUCAUUCCUCACUACAGGUUGAAACAAUACCUCAUAACUGCUUAAGGCUAAGACCAACGCUUAACUUUACUUUGAAUGUAGUUAUUCUGUGGUUUUGUGUUGUGGUUGGACUUAAUGGAUGUGUACCUUUUUAAUGUCUAUAAACACCUUCACCUUUUUAUGGAGGAAUUAAAAAUGUUCUCAGCAGCUCACGUCACACUUCCAUGUCUAAAGUGUUAUUGAAUGCUCUGGCUAUAGCAAAUAUGUAAACAGCAUGCAGUGUUUCUUCAGAUGACCAAUCUUAAUUGUUUGGGGAUUUUUUUCAUUUUGUUUUUUUUUGUUUUGUUUUGUUUUGUCUUUUUUUUUUUUUCUUUUUGUAUGCAUUCAUCAUUUAGGUGAAAUCAACUUGGGGUCUAGGCUAUACUUUCCAUGCAAGUUCAUUAGGGAGUGAACGCUGUCUUUUUAAAAAAGAUAUUGUGCUUUAAUGUUCUUUAGCCAUCUGUUAAACUACUUUGUGUGUGUAUGUGUGUGUAUGUGUAUGUACCCACAUUGGGCUUCUUCUCAGACCUGUCGCUGUCUGCGGUGUCUCAGCCGUCAGAAUGAAAACAUUAUCAAUCAGUAUCCAACAACAACUGGCUUUGACAAGCUUCUGUCUGCUGCCUAGUGCUUUACAACUUGUCAGUAAGACCUCUUUGUCUACCCGCUCUGAGCUGGUAAUCUUACUGCUUCUAUGUUGUGUCCUGUACUUGUACUUCCAGCAUUUGUAUGGAAAAAAAAGUUAAAUCUAAAGUGGGUUUUUGGUAGUCUUUCUUGCUGUAUAAUGCUCUGUGUAUCUUAGCCUGCCUCCUCAAAUGUGCUACACAAAAUCUGUGAUGUAUUAUUUCAUUUAACUUCUUGCAUUUCAUUAUAUUUAUAGAAGUUGCAGAUUUUUGUACCGUAUUAGUUAAUACAGUUGCCUUUUUGUAAUGGCAAUUAAUUUAUAUUACAGAAGUUUGUAUCUUUACUGUAGUCAAAAGUAUUAGUUAACUGCCAUAUUAUCUUGACUUUAUACUAAAAAUACAGUGUCUAUACAGAGAAGUUGACACAUUCAAGUGGGCAACUGCUAACAUGGGGAACUUGUACUGUUUGUGAUUUAUACAUGAUUUCCACUAUCAAAAAAAAAAAUAAUAAAUAAACACUGUGUAGAGUUGA